AAAUUCUACACCACACCCACUCUAGUCACGUGCGAAGGCAUGGCCACAAAAAGAGAUGUGGUUCAGAUUUCUUCUUAUUCAAGGAGACUUAAAGACAAUGUCAAAUCAAUGCUGGACAACUAUGGAGAAAUACUGAAAGCCGCAAAAGUGUCGUCAAGUGAAGGACAGAGCAGCGAGUAUGAGGCCAACGUUUAUCGAGUUGAGAACGAGAUUGAAAUAAGAGCAGCUAACAUUGUAAGAGCAGCUGAAUCUUUAUCUCGGUUGGUCUCGGAGCUCAAAGAGUACCUAAUCCUUCAUGAUUUCUCUGCCAUCAAUGACUCACUCACCAAAAGAGCUACUGAACUUGAACAGCAUCAGAAAACUCUUUUACAAGACUCCGAGCGACUUUUCUUAUCUGCAAAGGAGAGAGAGCUAAAGGCUAUCGAAGGAGGACAUAACGUUUGAAUUAUUUUUUAACACUAACAAUAGUUCUAUAAUAAUGUUUAUGCUUAAUAGAAGAUUCAGUAUAGAAUUGGUCAAAAUUUUACUGGCUCAUCUUGGUAAAAUUUUAUCCUUUA
Molecule: messenger RNA, 557 nt
Organism: Amphimedon queenslandica
Lineage: Eukaryota; Metazoa; Porifera; Demospongiae; Haplosclerida; Niphatidae
Product: mediator of RNA polymerase II transcription subunit 22-like
Exons: 3
Coding region: 40-444 (134 amino acids)
Biological process (GO): regulation of transcription by RNA polymerase II
Cellular component (GO): mediator complex
Molecular function (GO): transcription coregulator activity
Source: RefSeq, a predicted model, not a curated record